GUAUUAGGCCUUCAUGACACCACAGAUAUAGUAUUUCGUAAUGACUUAUAUUUAUGCAUCAUAUUGACAACACAAAUAGCCUAAGCUUCUCAUUAUGCAAAGUAUUCAAAGCAGACCCAGAGAAGCAUUUGAACCUGUAACUGGUUCAAUCUUCUCUUGAGUGCCAUUGUUUGUUUUUCAGAGCUAGUACCUUGUCCACUACUUGUUAUAAGUAAACUAACUUUAUGCAGGGGACAAACACGUCAACCUGUCAAUUAAAAUAAUUAUGCAUUGGGCAAUAUUUUUGCCGUUGGUCUCUAGACGAGCGCCCUCAUCAAUCACCCCCAAUCGUGUCAAAUUGGGCAGCCUCGUCUCGUGCGGGCAGUCUUCCAGCUGAGAGGAGAGGGAAUACAUCAUCAUUAAUUUGCGCGUGACCCUGGGGCUGUUCACACGACUGAGCCAGAAUUCUCCAUGCAGCUCAGCUUGACAAAGACACCUAUCAUCAACCAGACGAACUCGUGCUAGCUCAUUACAUAUAUUACAGACUCGAGUGACUUCCAAUGACAUCUGACGUUCAAGCUUUAAUUACUUCCAUACCUGUUAAUACCUCUUGGCUUCGUUUGAUGAUUAUAAAACUAAAUAAAUCGUUGCAGGACGCAGGACUGUAUCCUUGUCUUUGUAGACUACUACUGCGUUGGUGUCAACUGAAUUUAUGACUAUUUUUGUGUUUGUAAAAGGCCAGGAAAAAUAAAAAUUUUAAAGACAAUAUGUUUCCAGUCCCACAAUGAAUCAAAAUGCAAUGUGUCUGCAAAGGAUUUAGUGUUACCUCGAUGCUUUUUAACCUGUGGGUCUACGUCUAUCACCUUGGUGUACUGCAGUAUAACUACAGUAACGACAUAACUUGAACUCUGAAAUGAUUCCCAUGUUCCCCUAAAGUAGUUCCCUUGUUGAAUUUCUAUGCAGAGACCGGGAUGAUGAAGCUACAGUCCGGUCAUUUUAUGCCAGUGUCACUUAUACGUAAACAGAGUGGGAAUCUAUGCUUAUAGGUUAUACUGUCCUUUUUUAAUGUAAAAGCGUGAAAUCUAUUUUGAAAACCACAGUGAAUCUUAUGAGUAAAUGUAUUGAAAACAAUUUUUAUAAUGUGUUGGCUGUAUAUCAAAGAUGAACCGGUACUUUUUUCUCUUUUUUUGAAAAUCGCUGGGGAAGCAAUUUCUGGAAUUAAACAUGGGACUGUGCUUCGUCCUAUAAGGAUCUAGGAGUCUGUUCUUACCAAUCAAUUGGCAGCCUACAGUAAAACACAGGGAGGUGGCAGUAGUGUGGAGACCUGCAGUCUUGCAUUAUUUCUAGAUAUUGGGAUCUCUCUACAAUGUCAUAUCCACAGCUGGGAUAUCAUUACUCGUCUGCACCGCAGUUCCUAAUGGCCACCAAUUCUUUGACGACUUGCUGCGAAUCAAGUGGCAGAACUCUUGCGGAGACCGGGGUGGCCGCCUCUUCUCAAACGUCAGUUUAUUGUCCUGUUUACGAGAGUCGCCUUUUGGCCACCGCCAGGCACGAGCUGAACCCUGCAGCCACUAUGGGUGUUUAUGGGAAUCCGUAUACCACCAGCCAGUGCUAUGGAAACUAUGUAACUUAUGGCGCAGAUGCAUCCGCUUUUUAUUCCCUGAGUACAUUUGACUCCAAAGACGGAUCAGCAUCUGCGCAUGCGGGGAUCACUCAAGCUGCUGCUUACUAUCCCUAUGACGCUACUUUGGGGCAGUAUCAAUAUGACAGAUAUGGAUCAAUGGAUGGGGGGACACGGAGAAAAAACGCCACCCGCGAAACAACAAGUACGUUAAAAGCUUGGCUGCAGGAGCAUAAGAAAAACCCUUACCCAACCAAAGGAGAAAAGAUCAUGCUGGCUAUCAUCACUAAGAUGACCCUCACGCAGGUCUCCACCUGGUUCGCGAAUGCCAGGCGGAGAUUAAAGAAGGAGAAUAAGAUGACUUGGCCUCCGCGAACCAAAAGUUCUGAUGAGAAAGGCUAUGAUGAUGAUGCGGACGAGGAGACUUCCGAAGAACAACGUAUAAAAAGUGAACAGGAAGACCACGAGAAUCGAAGUACGAAAGAUAAGGAUCUACAACUGAGUGAUCUGGAUGAUAUCGGUUCUAUUGAGUCAGAGACUUCAGAAUGCGAGCUAAAGCCUCCAUGUCAUGUGUCAACCCGCAUGUGGACAACGGAUUGUCGGAAUGAUCAUCCCAAAGGACCAUCCAUUCAAGUUAAUCUCGGAGGUGUAGAGGAGUUGUCCAAAAACUGUUUGCGAACGGCCCCGGAGGACUGUGAACACAUUGCAGCCAAGGCCAGGUCAGCGAAGACAUUCUAUCAACAAGAUCACCAAAUACCAGCCAGUAAACCAAAAAUAUGGUCCCUUGCGCAAACUGCAACGUCUUUGAACCAAGCCGAGUAUCCCUCCUGCAUGCACAAAGGCCAGCCGAUGGCACCCUCCUCUCCAGGGUUUUCCUCAACUGCAGUGAUGGAAAGACAACAGGAUUCGCCUGUCGCCACUCUUAGAAACUGGGUAGACGGGGUCUUCCACGACCCAUUAUUUCGACACAACACUUUGAAUCAGGCAUUGGCUAAUACUACAGUAUCUUGGGCCGGGACCAAAGGUGCCAUACUGGAGACAGGCGCGCUCGCGAGUUCUGUUGGAAACAACGAGACUAAGGAACACAUAACUUAUUUACAGCACAAGGACUCGAAUAAAGACAGAAUGGUAUUCCCCAAAUCGGGAAGCAAAAUAUUCUGCUCCUAACAAGCCAAAAUCUCAUAUUAAGUGCUUGGGAAUGCUCUGGGAUGUAAUCUGUUGCUUGAGGAGUAACCUUUUUUAAAUGUGUGCUUUAAUAUGAUUCACAGAUGUUUGAACACGCAUUACUGCUUCUAUUGCCAUUGGAUUCAAACGUCACUAAAGUUGUAUCGGCAUUUUAUUUUUGAGACUUAUAGACAGGGUCAAUAUGAGGGUAUUCAUUUUGUUCAAACGCACGUGCAAUUUACGUAAAGGUAUAUGGUAAAAUUGAAAUUUACAUGUGAAAGGAGGCAUGUUGUUUUAAAGCUGUCACGUUUUGCAAAUGAUUUAUGGAUAUCACAGCUGUAAAAUAUUACACAACUGCACAAAUGUCCAAAGCAAGAAGGAUGUGUCUAUGAUUUGUAACCUGAAAUAAACUGUAACCUUUUGGAAGAA
Messenger RNA from Anguilla rostrata (American eel), 3193 nucleotides. RefSeq names its product iroquois homeobox 4b (gene irx4b). The transcript is spliced from 5 exons. The record is from RefSeq and is a predicted model, not a curated record. Gene Ontology annotation, cellular component: nucleus. Gene Ontology annotation, molecular function: RNA polymerase II cis-regulatory region sequence-specific DNA binding; DNA-binding transcription factor activity, RNA polymerase II-specific. Bases 1346 to 2767 code for a protein of 473 amino acids. Gene Ontology annotation, biological process: regulation of transcription by RNA polymerase II; cell development; neuron differentiation. NCBI's taxonomy places the organism in Eukaryota, Metazoa, Chordata, Actinopteri, Anguilliformes, Anguillidae.